This is a messenger RNA of Oikopleura dioica, 3414 nucleotides long. The record is from the annotation of a GenBank genome assembly. Lineage: Eukaryota; Metazoa; Chordata; Appendicularia; Copelata; Oikopleuridae.
AUGAAGUCGGACCUGGGCGGGUGUGCUUAUGUUGUCACGGCGCACAAGCAAAGUGCUGUCACCCACUCUGUUGUCGGCCAAUUCACAAGCCCUGACGAUCUCAAUCUUAUUGUUACAAAGUCGUCGCGCGUCGAAGUCAACCUUUCCACCGAUGUCGGUCUCAAGCCAAUAACCGAGUUCAACGUCUACGGCAAAAUCGCAGUCAUCGAAGUCUUCCGCUACAAGAACGAAAAGAAAGACUGCAUCUUUAUUUUGACAGAGAGCUGCUACGCCUGCAUUCUCGAAUACGUCGACGGCAAGAUCAUCACUAGAGCCUAUGGUGAUAUGCGCGACAAGAAUUACUCGGUCAGCCAGAGCGGAAUGCACGCUUGUAUCGACCCCGAAGCUCGCUGCAUCGCUCUUCGAUUAUACGACGGUGUUUUAAAAGUGAUCAACCUCAACUCAUCGUCCAAGCAUCUAACUACGGCUGAGCAACGAAUCGAAGAGAUUCAAGUCGUCGACAUGUGCUUUCUUCACACUGCCAACAAACCUACGCUAGCACUGCUGUACGACGACAAUAGUAGCCGACACUUGUCAACAAUAGCGAUCACCUUGGACAACAGCGGCUCGGGCGCGUCAAUCCACAAAGGUCCUUUCCGACACACACAAGUGGAACAGGACACUAUUCUACUCGUUCCUGUUCCCGAACCGCUCGCUGGUAUUCUUCUUGUUGGCCACGUGAACAUAACCUAUCACGACAGCAAGAAUCGCUCUACUUGUAGCAUCGAAAACAUUGUCCAGCGUACCAUCGAGUGCGUUACCCCAAUCGACAAGCACCGGUAUCUCUGCGGCGACAGCUGCGGUGAACUUUCCCUUCUUCUUCUUGACUACAAUGAAACUCGAAUUCCAGAAGAACGAAUGCGCCUUGCUACGAAGCCGCUUGGACGCGCCACGCUUCCAAAUACUCUCUCGUACAUAGACAACGGCGUUGUUUUCGUUGGAUCCACAUUUGGCGACUCAGAGCUCAUUCGAUUGCAGAUGAGUGAUGACAACUCCGGACGGCACUUUAUUUCCCUCCACCAGUACGACAAUCUUGGACCGAUCAAAGACAUGUGCAUUGUCGACUUCGAGAAACAGGGACAAGGUCAACUCGUCACCGCUUCUGGAGUGGGAAUGGGUGGCUCUCUACGAAUCAUCCGCAACGGAGUCGGGAUCCACGAAUACGCCUCUAUUGAUUUGGACGGUGUCAAAGGUCUCUGGGCUCUAAAGUACUUGUCUUCUUCUUCUAAGCAAGACUCCCUUUUGCUCUCUUUCGUCGGUCAAACAAUUUUCUUGAGACUCGAAGGUCAAGAAGUUGCAGAAAUCGAAGAUCUACCCGGUUUCACGAACGAAGAGCAAACGAUGUAUGCUGGAAACGUUACCGACAAUCAAUUUCUGCAGAUUACCGAAAAACAGGUGCGUCUCGUCUCGGAAGAAAGCCUCAAAGGCACCUGGGAGCCAGAUGAGAAUUCACAGAUCAACUUGUGCAGUGUCAAUAAAAACCAGGUCAUUCUUGGCGUUGGAAACACAGCAGUUUACUUGGAAAUAAACGAUUGCGAAAUCGUUGAGAAGAGUAGAAAGGUUUUCAACAGCGAAGUUGCCUGCAUUGACGUCAGCCCGUUGAAGGAUAACACAGCAAGUGAUAUCUUCACAAUUGGUUUGUGGGACGUAUCUGUAUCUAUAAACAAGCUGCCUCUUAUGGAAGAAAUCGCUAAAAUGGAACUUGGUGGAGACAUCAUUCCAAGAUCAGUUCUUUUGAAUUCGUUCGGAGAAAACAAGACCCCAUACUUAUUGGUGUCGAUUGGUGAUGGCGCGCUGUUCUACAUCAAGCUCAAAGACGACAAUACAUUCUCAACAAAGAAGCGAAUUCAACUGGGAACACAGCCGACGAGCUUGAACAAGUUCCACACAUCGAACGGAUCUACUGUCUUCGCUUGCUCCGAUCGUCCAGCAGUCAUUCACUCUUCGAAUGAGAAACUGUUUUUCUCAAAUGUAAACUUGAAGCAAGUGAAUCACAUGUGCGUCCUCGACUCAGAAGGCUACUCGAAUGCUCUUGCGAUUGUAAACGAGAACGCGUUACUAAUCGGCAAAAUCGACGACAUUCAGAAGUUGCACACAUCGACUGUCCGACUGAACGAGACGCCUCACGCUGUUCUCCAUUACGAGGAGCGCCAAGUCUUCGCCUACUUAGGCGAGUUCAACGAAGAUGAGCUCAAAGAAGUUACCGGCCCCGAUCAGGAGAGGAAUAAGAAGCUCUUCACUCCCCUUUCCCUCCAAUGUCCGUACAAAAGUGGACUCACCGAAAGAGAAAACUCUCACAAUGUGCAUAAUGGAUAUACGAGCGUCAACUCGCUGGUUAUUUGUGACGAGCUCACCUUUGUGCCAAAGUGGGCGCACCUCUUCGAUGUUGGGGAGAUCAGCGUUUGCAUGUGCGUUGCGGAGCUUGGCAAAAAAGCUGAAAAGUUCAUCGUUGUCGGCACAGCCAUAACAGCCGACGAACAAGAGUGCAAAAGUGGCAGGAUUUGCGUAUUCAGCUACUCGAAAGAGGAAAAGCUAACUCUGGUUUCCUCCAAAGCAGUCACUGGUGCGAUUUACUCUGUAAAGCCGUUGAAUGGGAACAAGAUAAUUUGCGCAAUAAACCAGCAGCUUAAGGUCUUCGAAAUGAAUGAGCAAACGACGCUUCAAUCUGAGGCGCCGGUAGCUAAUCACAUAACCUGCGUUGCUGUAGACGUGUCAAAGAAUGGAUUCAUUCUAUCCGCAGACCUUAUGAGGUCGAUUUCGGUUUUCUCAUACAAGCCACUUGAGGGUGCACUGGAGGAAAUUGCUCGAGACUACCAUCCUAAUUGGAUGACGUGCAUCAAAAUUAUGGACGAUGAUACUUAUAUUGGUGCUGAAAACUCAGAGAAUAUUUUCAUCUGCGCCAGGAACGCGGACGCGCCAGAUGAAGAGGACAGGCAGCAACUUCUUCCGAUUGGAUAUUAUCACGUUGGAGAGCACGUCAAUACAAUUGUGGAGGGUAAUCUAGUUAUGGACGUUCACGUUGAGUCAUCCAUAACUCCGAAGAGAACCUUUCUCAUGGGGAGCGUCUCUGGCUACGUUGGUCUUCUUGUCAUUUUUCCCGAAAAGCAGUGGCAGUUUUUGUCGAAGUUGGAAACGAAGAUGCGCAAAGUCAUCCGAGGAGUCGGCAAAAUCGAUCAUGAGUCUUGGCGGAGCUUUGAAAGCGACUCGAGAAUGGAAGACUGCAAAGGCUUCGUCGAUGGCGACCUUGUCGAGAUGUUUCAGGACCUCCGCCCAGAAAAGCAAAAAGAAGUCAUCACCGAUCUUACUAUGGAUGGCGCACCUGUUACACUUGACGACGUCGUUAGACUUGUCGACGACUUAUGUAGAUUGCACUAA